UGUUAUUAGUUAAUAAUGUCAAUAUAAGUUUAUGACGUUUCACUUUACAAAUUAGUUUACGAUAUAAAGAGAUGUUUUUUACAUACAAGUGUCUGUUAAGAAUCGUUCUUGUGGUUGGAAUUUGGUCACCAUAUCCAAUUUUAUCAUGGACACCUUUAAAUGGUCGAUACACGAAAUCUAUACACACUUACAAUUUAACCGUGCCCCAUAAAAUCAACUCACUCGGAGAGUUCGUAUCUUUCGACCUACCUCACUUCUUUCAAUACGAACCGUCGGAAUCCCGCAGGAAAAGAACGCUGGAAGACUCAGACAUGGUCCACUACGGCGUGACCUUGAACGGCCAAGAUUACCAUAUCGAUCUCUGGCCCAAUCACAACUUCAUUUCUCCGGAUCUGAUUGUGGAGCACAGAGAUCCGAAACUGAGAAAAGAGACCGAGAGAGUGAAGAGGUUGGAUCGAGAAAGGGUUUGCCAUUAUACGGGGGUCGUUCGAGGCCAAAGGGAUUCCAGAGCUGCCAUAUCUACUUGUGAUGGUUUGGCAGGUUACGUUACAAUAGACAACAAGCGAUACUUUAUAGAACCCAUGGAGCACCACCAACCGAACGCUGAGGGCCAUCACCUUCAUGUCAUCCACCAAGACCACCAUGUUGACAAGCGAAGCGUCCAUUGUGGCACCACAGGCGAUUGGAGAGAAGCGUGGAAAAAUAGUUUCCGGGAAAAAUUUAUGGAAAAUCAAAAAGAGGAAAAACGAGGUGUUACAAGCGAACAUAGAUAUUUAGAGACGAUCGUUGUGGGCGAUAAGAAGUUUCUAACGCAUCACAAAAAUAACGAUGUCGAGUUGUAUGUUAUGACAGUUAUGAAUAUGGUGUCCGAUUUUUAUCAUGACGCAUCGAGCGGCAACCAAAUGGACGUUGUCGUGGUUCGCAUAAUGUAUUUGGAAAAAGAAGAAGAGGAAAUCGACCUGGCCAUAAAUGAGAACGCCGAGAAGACAUUGGAGAGCUUCUGUAACUGGCAGGUCAAGAUAAAUCCCAAAGAUGUAACAAAUCCCAAUCACCACGAUAUAGCCGUCUUACUAACCAGGUACGAUAUUUGUGCAGAUGAGGGCGCUGAUUGUGGUUUAAUGGGCCUUGCAUAUAUCGCGACGGCCUGCACCCAGAACAAAAACUGUGCCAUCAAUGAGGACGGAGGAUUGACUUUGGGGAUUGUGGUUGCCCAUGAGAUGGGUCAUGUAAUGGGUUGUGCGCAUGACAAGGAAGGCGAAUCACCAUGCGCGGCUAAAGAUAAGGAUGAAUCUUAUUUUGUGAUGGCCCCAUUUGUGCAUAUGUAUACAACAAAAUGGUCUAGUUGUAGCAGAGGUUUCAUCACUUCACUUUUCGAAAACAACAUGGGCGACUGUUUAAACGACGAACCAGAAGUCUCCAUAUACGCCUACAAGGCUGCUCUUCCUGGCACAAUAUACGAUCCAGAGCAACAGUGCGAUUUGAUGUUCCCGGGUUCGUCUGUUUGCAUGAUGGACGAAUCAAAAUUCUGCGAGAUGUUACUUUGCAAAACUACGCCUACUGAGUGUACAUCAAAUCGAGAACCACCAGCCGAUGGCACCAAGUGCGGUUCAAACAAGUGGUGCUUCCACAAAAAAUGUAUCGAAAUUGGUGAAAGACCUGAGGCUAUCAACGGUGGAUGGGGAUCUUGGGGGCCUUACAGUACAUGUUCCAGAACUUGUGGUGGUGGAGUGUCGAUAUCUGAACGAAAUUGUGAUAACCCGAUCCCUCAGUUUGGCGGCAGGUUUUGUUUGGGAGACAGGAAAAGAUUCAAGAUUUGCAACAAAGAUCCUUGUCCUUUAGAUGAACCCACAUUUCGAGAUCAACAGUGCACUGAACAAAACUCCAAACCAUUUAACGGCAAACUGCAUAAAUGGAGGCCAUACUACAAAAAAGGUGAACCGUGUGUAUUAUAUUGUAAAAAUGAAUUGAAUACAUUUGCAAAGUUGCAACCUAGGGUAAAGGAUGGAACACCAUGUAAGGCUGGAACCAAAAAUUUGUGUAUAAGUGGAAAAUGUAUGAACGUUGGGUGUGAUUUCCAACUGGAUUCAGAUGCGGUCGAAGACGUAUGUGGUAUUUGCAACGGCGACGGGACUCAGUGUAAAAUUGUAGACGAAGUAUACAAAGAUACCGGCGCUCAUGAUUACAAGAAAGUGGCUCUGAUUCCUCAAGGUAGCAGGAACGUGCGUAUCGAGGAGCUCGCGCCUUCUAUGAACACGAUCGCAGUCAGUGAUAAAUCGGAAAAAGUCUUUUACCUUAAUGGAGGCCAUCGAGAAAACAGAGACGGUACCAAAGUAUUUGGAAAAGGGGUUGAAGGUGUUUAUGAUCAUCCUGAACCUGGUAAAGAAACUUUAAUAAUCCAUGGACCAACACGAGAAGAUUUAAUAUUUUUCGUUUGUUUUUACGAUCAAGAAAACGUCGGCUACAGAUACAGAUACUCGGAACCAACUGCAGAUCUUAACUACGCACCACAAUACCAUUGGGAAUUGCUGGAUUGGUCUGAUUGCUCCCUUAAAUGUGGAGGUGGGAUAGAAACGUCAAAGUACGAUUGUGUUGAAGAAAAAGCUGGAAAAGUUAGUUCCACUUUUUGUGCGGGUGAACCGAAGCCACCCGUUCAGACCAAACCAUGCAACGAGAAUCCUUGCAUGACAAAAUGGAAAGUAGGAAAAUGGGGUCCAUGUCGAGCAUGUAAGAACCUGUCUGGGCUGCGAGCUAGAGAAGUAGAAUGCGUUAGAGAAAAUCCAAAAAUCGGCGCUGAAGAUAUUUUAGUCGAAGACGAAGAAUGCGAUGACGUUAGACCAGCUUCUAAAGAGUUGUGUAAUUCCCCAAAGAAAUGCAAAGUUAGGGAGGCCGAACAAAUGCCUCAAGAAAUGGCGCAGGAAAUUUGGAGACAGAUCAACAAAAGAAAGAUUCAAAAUAGAAGGGAUCUAAAUAUUGACAAGCUGUUGGAAGCUAUUGAAUCCAACACAGUGGCAGAUUCUUGUAAAACGCUGAACAAAACCAUGAAAAACUUCAAACAAAAGUCAGGCGGUUUAAUUAAAGAUAGGAUACCGCAAAGUGAAAUCAACGUGGUUAAAAUUCCUUUCAAACAAUCACAUUCCGCUUUAAAUCUGUCUGAUAACGCCUUCGAAACCAUGGGCGACACAGUAGGAGACAAAUUAGAUACCGGUGAAGCCGUUAUAGCUACUGGAGCAGAUGCUGCUAAGAUUCUAAAAGAAUUGGGACAUAAUGAGCAGGAGAGGGAGGAUUUAUUAACGUCAACCAAAAAAGUGGACGUUAAAAAGAAGGAUACUGAAAAGAGCGGAAAAGAAAAAGAAAGAACGGUGGCGAUUAAAGACAGUAAUGAAGAAAAAGUUAAAAUAGUUAAUAAUAAAUCUGAUAAGGUUAAAGCAAAUGAAGAUGGCAAAGAAAGAAAAGCAAAACGUGGAAAUCAAAAAUCAUAAAAAGUUAAUUCGUAUAUUAUAUAAAGUAUUGUUUUUAUAUUAUACAUAUUACAAAGCAUUUUUCAUAUAUUUCUUUGCUAAAAAAUAAAUAUGUUGCCUACUUUA
Molecule: messenger RNA, 3584 nt
Organism: Psylliodes chrysocephalus
Lineage: Eukaryota; Metazoa; Arthropoda; Insecta; Coleoptera; Chrysomelidae
Source: the annotation of a GenBank genome assembly